UGCAUAUAAACACCAGCAUGACCCCCACCCAAAACAAUUACACAAAAACAGAACACGUCAUAAGAUUAGAUUAAUAAUACAAUCAACAUUGCAACCUUUUUUCACUGAAUGUUAGUUGAGAUACUUUGCCAGUAUAACAAUUUAAAAAGUAACGGUUGCUUAUACAAAGAGGUCGCUUGGCUUGUAAAAAUAGUGUGUGUUAUGUUUGAGCUUAGUAACAAACAAACCGGCUAGUGUUGGUGGCAAAGGUUCUUGUAUUUAAUUUACUCCAACACUAAGAUAACCACUUCUUCCCCGCAUCUUUCUUCCUAGAUAAGUUUUCUUGUCCACUUCUUUCAGUCAACAAUGGCCGAAAAAACAACAGAACUCCAAGUCUUGGACAGCAAUAGCCAGUUCACCACUAACCUAUACAAUGCUUUGAACGAAACAUCAUCAGGAAAUAUAAUCUUCUCUACCAUCAGCCUUCAUGCCGUUCUUUCCAUGGCCUACCAAGGUGCCCGGGGUACAACUGCUGAAAAAUUUGCUUCCACAUUGAAAAUACCUGAAGCGAAAAUUGCUACAGAAGGCUACAAUAUCGUGAUGAACCGUCUCAAUUCUGUUCCCAACGUUACACUCUUGAUGGCUAACAAAGUUUAUCUUAUGGAGGGACACAAGCUUUUACCAGAAUUUAGUAACGUUGUCACGAAGAAUUUCCGAUCUGAAGUACAAUUACUUAAUUUUGGUGCCAGUGAGACAGCUGCUGCAACUAUUAACACUUGGGUUGAAGAGAAAACAAAAAAUAAAAUCAAGGAUUUAAUAGACAAACAAAAUUUAGAUGAAUCUACCCGUUUAGUGCUUGUAAACGCUAUCUAUUUCAAGGGCAGUUGGAUGCACAAAUUUGACAAGGAAGACACUAAAACUGAACCGUUCUAUCUUAAUGAUGGAGAUUCAGUAGAUGUGGAAAUAAUGCACAUAACGAGAAAAUAUCACUACAAAUCUGCUAAAGAGUUAGGAGCUCAAAUUUUAGAAUUGCCUUACACUAACGACAACGUUAGCAUGGUCAUUGUUUUGCCCUUCAAGAAAGAUGGAAUUGCCGAAUUGGAAAAACUACUGGCUGGUGUAAACUUAACAGACAUCACAAAUAAAAUGCGGUACGUUGAGGUUACCGUAGCCUUACCAAAAUUUAAAAUUGAACAAACCAUUGAUCUGGAAGAUUCUUUAACCAAGCUUGGACUUGGAGAAAUAUUUAAUCCAUCUGCGGCUAAUUUCAGUGGCAUGAUUUCUUCAAAAGAGUCACUAUUUGUGAGCAAAAUUGUACAGAAAGCUUUUAUUGAAGUAAAUGAAGAAGGCGCUGAGGCAGCUGCAGCGACUGGAGUGGUGAUCAUGACUGAAAGCCUUCUAAUGGGUCCAAAUAUCUACUUCACUGCUGAUCAUCCUUUUAUUUUAAUGCUGUUAGAAAAAUCUUCUGGUAAACCAAAUAUUUUAUUUACUGGAAAAAUAAUAAACCCUCAACUGUAAGAACAGAUCUGUUUCCUCUGUGGAACUCUUUAACUAGUUAAAAUGUAAAAUAAAUGUUUGUUGUUGCUUUUUUUUAUUCUACUCGAUUGUUUCUAAUAUUAAUUUUUAUAUUCGCGCAAAAUGUUUUACGUUACUAAAUAUUAUAUUAAACUUGUAAUUUGCACAUAAAGUACAUACAUUCAUCUAA
Molecule: messenger RNA, 1684 nt
Organism: Zophobas morio
Lineage: Eukaryota; Metazoa; Arthropoda; Insecta; Coleoptera; Tenebrionidae
Product: serine protease inhibitor 3/4-like
Exons: 3
Coding region: 346-1497 (383 amino acids)
Molecular function (GO): serine-type endopeptidase inhibitor activity
Source: RefSeq, a predicted model, not a curated record